Messenger RNA from Leucoraja erinaceus (little skate), 1028 nucleotides. It is a transcript of the gene rwdd1, whose product is annotated as RWD domain containing 1. The coding region runs from base 106 to 825 and encodes 239 amino acids. Gene Ontology annotation, molecular function: protein binding. The transcript is spliced from 7 exons. The record is from RefSeq and is a predicted model, not a curated record. Gene Ontology annotation, biological process: cytoplasmic translation. NCBI's taxonomy places the organism in Eukaryota, Metazoa, Chordata, Chondrichthyes, Rajiformes, Rajidae.
CAAUCGAGCGCCGGUGGGCGGGUCGUGUGAUCGGCGGCGGCGGCGGGUCGGUGGCGGCGGCGCGUGUCCCGUGUCCAUGGCCUUGCUCGGGCUCGAGCUCGCAGUAUGACGGAUCACGGCGAGGAGCAGCGCAACGAGCUGGAGGCGCUCGAGUCCAUCUACCCCGACUCGUUCACAGUGGUGUUGGAGAAUCCUGCAAGUUUUACCAUAAGGGUAACGUCUGAAACAGGUGAAAAUGAAGAAACUGUCGAAUCAACGCUCCAAUUUACAUAUGUGGAAAAAUAUCCAGAUGAUCCUCCAAAGUUUGAAAUUGCGGCACAUGAGAAUCUUCAGACGUCUGAUAUUGCAGAUAUAAUGUCACUGUUAAAUGACCAGGCACAAGAAAAUAUUGGGAUGGUGAUGAUAUUUACUUUAGUGACAGCUGUUCAAGAAAAAUUAAAUGAAAUUGUGGAUCAAAUGAAAUCUCGCAAAGAAAUGGUGAAGUUAUUACAAGAAAAAGAAGCUGAAGAAGAAAUUGAAAAGGCUGUUUUCCAUGGUACGCCUCUAACAAUUGAAAAUUUCUUGUCAUGGAAAGCAAGAUUUGAUGCAGAGUUAAUUGAAAUAAGAAAAAAUCAAAAGGAAGAGGAGCAGGCUGGAAAAGUUAAACUGACAGGAAAGCAGCUGUUUGAAACUGACCACAACCUUGAUACAUCUGACAUUCAGUUCUUGGAAGAAGGUAACAAUGUGGAAGUUGACGAAUCCCUUUUCCAAGAUAUGGAUGAUCUAGAAUUAGAUGACGAUGAUGACCCAGAUUAUAAUCCUGAUUUAGUAAGCGAUGAAGACUGAAUUCAAAGAAAUGAUUUUGGGAAAAGUCACCAUUUACAAAUGGCAGGAUUUAAAGACAUCAGUGAAUGAGAAUUAAGUCACAGUAUCUGUGACUACUUGUAUUGCAAUUAGCAAGCAGAGAAAAAAUACAAAGCUUUUUUUAUCUAAUGCCCAUUUCUGUAUGGUUUCAUCACUGUGUUCAAUAAAUUUACUCCAAAAGUCAA